AUGUCUCAGGAUACACUCGACGGACCACCCUCCGAGGGGAGCCCUGUCGACACGGCGACGGAGCCCGGGAUGGGUCGGAGAUUGGGAACGUUGUUCUGUGCGCUCCUGUUCCUGGGGGGUGUGGGGGCUGUCUGCCACACGGGCAGUGCCAGAGAGUGCCAGGCCGCGUCCCCGGUACCAGGGACCAGUCUGGCCGGAGAGGGUAUCGACGUGGUGACGUUGACCCGCAAGGGGGCAUAUGUGGUGGACGUAGAGAGCUGGAAGCUUCCCAAUGGGGCCUGCACUCUCUGCAGAAACUCACUGAUGGGGGGUAAACGCCAGCGACUCCCCCUGGCCGCGGUGGACUGGCGGGCUCAGCGCAACUGCCGCCGGGCCGUGUCCAGCCAGCUCUUCCACUCAGUCUCCCAGCUGGCUGAGUCGGUCAGCUCCAGUGUGGACAACAGCUGGAAGGUUGGCCUGAAGCUGCCCGUCCAUCCCACACAGUCGGUCGGUUUAACACUGGCUGGUUCCAAGUCCAAGGUCACGUCCUUCAGCACCCGCAAAGCCCAAUCAGACCGCUACAGCUUCGCCAGCCAUGAGGUCCGCUGCCGCCUGUACCGCUACCGGCUGAAGGACCCACCCCCCCUGGCGCCCCAGUUCUCCGCCCACCUGCGCCGGAUCCCCAACACCUCCUACGGGGGAGCCCGGCACCACUACCGCCGACUGGUGCAGACUUUCGGAACACAUUACAUCCGGUUGGUGGAUCUGGGCGGCUCCUUCAAGGACGUGACGGCCAUCCGCACCUGCAAGGCGGCGGUGGAGGGCCUCACCGCCGAGGAGGUGAAGGACUGCCUGAGUGUAGAGGCCAGUUACGAGGUAGUUCAGGCAGGCAAGGCCACAGCUGGCAUGGGUUUCUGCAAGAGGAAGGCCUCGUCCCUGAGCCACGGCAGCAGCUUCCACCAGGCCUUCAGCGAGAGGCUGACGGAGGCCACAGGAGGUCAGUCCACCGGGGAGACGGACAUCCUCUUCUCCUCUGACCCCGCCGCCUUCACCAGCUGGCUGAAAAGUCUGAAGGCCUCGCCGGGGGUGGUACACUACCGGCUGGCCCCCCUCCAUCACCUGUUACCCACCAGUGACCGCCGGCGUGACCAGCUGGGGCUCUACCUCAGAGAGUACAUCAUGGCCAACGCCCUGAGGCGGGACUGCUCCAAUACCACCUGCCCCACCGGCAAGAGCAAGAGCCCCUCCGACCCCUGCUCCUGCCUCUGCCCAGAGAACAACUGGGUGGACCGUCUCUGCUGCGCCAAGCAGAAGGGCGCGGGGCACCUGGUGGUCACCGUCAAGAGGGGCUUCGACCUCUGGGGUGACUAUUUUAGUGGCACCGACGCUUUUGUGGUGGUCUCUUACGGGAAGGCCAGUGAGCGGACCUGGGUGGUGAACAAUAACAAUAACCCUCGCUGGAACGCCAGAUUGGAUCUGAGUACAGUGGUGGCCGAAAACCACCUGAAACUCACAGUGAAGGUCUACGAUAAAGAUCCCUUUAGGAAUGAACACCUGGGGACUUGCCAGGUGCCCCUGACCUCUGGCCACACUGAUCGUACGUGUUACCUCAAGCACGGCAAGGUCACCUACCGGGUGUACUUCACCUGUGAGUCCCACCUGCGCGGCCGCACCUGCCGUCAGUACGCCCCGUGUCCGGGGAACCGUGGGUUCACUGGGCUCCUGUGGACCAACCAGUCCUUCCCCUCGCCCGACUCCCCCACUUCCUCUUCGGGGAACGCCCUCCUCAAAGUUAUCUACCCCUGA
This is a messenger RNA of Pristis pectinata (smalltooth sawfish), 1785 nucleotides long. RefSeq names its product perforin-1-like. NCBI's taxonomy places the organism in Eukaryota, Metazoa, Chordata, Chondrichthyes, Rhinopristiformes, Pristidae. Bases 1 to 1785 code for a protein of 594 amino acids. The record is from RefSeq and is a predicted model, not a curated record. The transcript has 3 exons.